GUCGGACUUGACGAUGGUGGAACGGUCGUUUGGUUAAAAUUUCAUUUAUAUUCGAUUGCAGAGGCACGCAGGCAGGCAAGCAGGCAGGCAGGCAGGCAGGCAGGCACGCACUCACGAUCCUCCUAUUAUUUACGAUAAUAAAAGUGUGUUGGUUGAUAGAAAAAAAUGGCAAUUACAAGGACAAGUAGGAAUAGCUUUCGUUGGAUAAACCGAGAAGCGACUCGUAUCGUAACGAUCGGUCAGCAAGCGAUCGAUUUUCGAAGAAAUGCUGUUGUACGAAGAAACGGAAGAACCGAUGGCCCGAUUACUGACUCGACGGUAUAAGAAAGAAAACGAGACCGACAGAUACAGGCGUAGAUUGCAAAACGUAUUAACCGCCUCGAGUCAGCAGUGGUCGUAGUUACGUUUGUCGGUGGCAAUGAGGACGCGCGGCUUGGAUCGAUGAAAAAAUUAGAAUAGCCAGUGUUCGUUGGUAAAGAGGAUGAAAGUAUGCUGCUAGAAGCAGGACGUCGUUCGGUGCGUUGGUGCUGAUCUCCGCCCGCCGUCUUCUUCCUCCUAUCGAUAUGUGCCUACGUGCAUGUAUGCGUGUUCUGGUCGUGCGCGUACUUUUCUACACGCGCGUAUAAACGUUAUUUCGAAUACGUAGAGGCGGGUGUUGGUGCGCGGUGCGUGUGCGUGGAUGCCUGCGUGCGUGCGUGCGUGCGCGCGGCCAGGGCUCGGCGAUGUCAGAAGUUCGUCUUACAAAAGCGCUCGUCGUCAGUUUUGUCCGAUAAGAAUGGGAUUGGUGGUGAUUGGCCGACAGCCAGUGCAUUGACGCUACAUUACUUUACGCGAGAAUAUACGCGAAUACAUAGUGAAACGUGUACGCAUACACGCGUACCUAUUCUACGUACACACGGUGGCAUGUAGGUGGUGCGUGCGCGUGGGUGGCUAUGUAUUCGGUAUGAUGUAGGUAUGGGUGCGCGUGUCUUGUACAUACGUACGUGUAGUUUGUGGUAACGUGUAAUGGCAUGGAAAUGAGGCGCUCGCGAGUGUCACCCCGAAAGAUACGCCUCUCGCCUGGAAAGCUACUCUGCUGUGCUCCAAACUCGAAAGGAGAAUCCUCUCGCGAGUGCUCGCUCUUACCGGUUUAACCUCACCACCGGCAUCCUCGACGUGCGUGCUUUCUUUCAUUCCGUUAACCCUUAUUUGGUCUUGGCCGAGCAACUUUCCAUCAAUCUUCGACAACAUGCGAUAACAUCCAAUUACAAAUAAUCGAAAAGGGUCUCGUUCGUGAUUCACGACAUCCCGGAAUCUUUGGAUAGCGGAAAGAAAAAUGCGCAACGAGUGGCUAAGAAACUUGAUCGCGAUAGCAGUUUUCGCCCUUAUGGUUCAUGGGCAAUUGAGAUCACCGCGCAUAACGGAACAUCCGUCGGAUAUAAUUGUGGCGAAGCACGAACCGGUAACGUUGAAUUGCAAGGCGGAAGGUAAACCCCAACCAGUGAUCGAAUGGUACAAGGACGGCGAACUGGUUCAAACGUCACCGGCAGAUCUCAAAUCCCGUCGUGUUCUUCUUCCUACGGGCUCUCUUUUCUUCUUACGGGUGAUGCACGGAAAAAAGGAGCAAGAUGGCGGAGUUUAUUGGUGCGUUGCGAGGAAUCAAGCUGGCUCCGUUCCGAGUCGAAACGCUACCCUCACUGUUGCAGUGCUAAGGGACGAAUUUCGAGCAGAACCGCAAAAUACUAGAGUCGCGGCUGGAGAGACCGCUUUGUUAGAGUGCGGACCACCCCGGGGUCAUCCUGAACCGACGCUGCAUUGGAAAAAGAACGAUCACAUGAUAGAUUUGGAUGCUACGAAACGAAUCAGUUUGGUAGACGGUGGUAAUUUGAUGAUCUCGGAUGUCAGACAAACGGACCAGGGAAAGUAUCAGUGCGUUGCCGAGAACAUGGUGGGCGUAAAAGAAUCCGCAGUAGCAACUUUGACAGUUCACGUGAAACCGUUCUUCUUAUCGACGCCCGGCAAUCAAACGAUUCUAACGGAUCAGACGGCUGAAUUUGCUUGCCGCGUAGGCGGCGAUCCUCCACCCGAGAUACUUUGGCGACGAAACUACGGGAAAAUGCCGAUCGGCCGAGCGCAUAUUUUGGACGACAAGAGCUUGCGUAUAGAGAAAGCGACGUCGCAAGAUCAGGGCACGUAUAUUUGCGACGCUAAGAACGGCGUGGGUGCGAUAUCGGCUAGCGCAACUUUGACGGUACAUUCGAGACCAGUGUUCACGAAUUUUCCAAAGGACGAGGUGGCUGGUAUCGGAUCGAACGUAUCGUUUUCCUGCGCGGCCCGCGGUACGCCUAAACCUUCCGUCUUUUGGACGCGCGAAGGCUCUCAGGAACUAAUGUUCCCUGGAAACGAGUAUCAGGGACGUUAUAAAGUUACGGAAGAGGGAAACCUGCACGUGAGAGGAGUCGUCGGGAAAGACGAGGGGCACUACGUGUGCAGCGCGAUAAGCCAAGCCGGUGCCAGUACGGCGACCGUUUUCCUUCAGGUGUCGUCCGUCGAAGAGGCCCCGCCACCCAUUAUCGAGAUAGGCGCGACCAAUCAGACAUUGGCUCCGAAAAGUGAAACUUGGUUACCGUGUCGCGCGUUUGGAAGACCGGUACCAAAGAUCCGCUGGUACAAAGACGACCAAUUGGUGCGAGUCGAUGCCGGGGAUCGAUUGACAGUCGCGAGCAACGGGACGCUUUCGAUAAAGAAUCUUCAAUCGAGCGACAACGGAGUGUACAGUUGCGUCGCUUGGUCCGAGUCCGGGAACGCGUCGUGGACCGCGAGCUUGACGGUUAGCCCGGAAGCGAGUCAUCAGGCCGGUAUCGCGGUGCCAGAUGUAUCGAGUUUACCCGAAAACCCGAGCAAACCGAGAAUAGUGAACGCUACCAGUAACACGGUUACGCUUACGUGGAGUCCGGGUCACGAGGGUGCUAGCAAGAUAAUCGACUACACCGUCGAAUAUUAUGCGACCAAUCCAAAAACCGGCUGGAUCGUUGCCGCGACCGGAAUUACCGACGACAUCUACACCGUAACCAAUCUGAAGCCUGACACGAGUUACGCGUUCCUGGUUCGUGCUAGAAACGGUCAUGGUAUUUCGUUUCCCGGUCCUCUUUCGGACGUUGCGCGUACGACUAGCCUCGACCAACAAACGAUUCCACAGACCGAACUGAUUCGAGCUAGAGAUCGACUCAACAGCGAGAUUCUCUACUUGAAGGAGGUUCAACCUUUGAGCAGUACCAGCGUCAAGAUCAUAUGGGACAUUCUUGGAGCUGCCGAUUUAGUCGAGGGUCUCUAUAUAAGGUACCGACAAAUGUCCGAGAAACCAGAAUAUCGAAUGGUUACGGUACCGAAUGCCGGCGCAACCAGCUACGUUUUAACCAACCUAAACAAGUAUACGCGGUACGAGUUCUUUCUAGUUCCGUUUUUCAAAACCAUCGAAGGGAGACCGAGUAACGUAAAGUUGGCCACCACGUUGGAGGACGUACCCUCCGGUGCGCCCGAAAACGUUCACGUUGGAAUGAUAAACGUCACCUCGGCGUUCGUUCGUUGGUCUCCGCCGCCGAAAAGCACGCAAAACGGCCAGCUGAUUGGAUACAAGAUUCAAAUCAAGAGCAACAGCAGUAACAAGAUUUUGGGUCAAAUGUCGUUGAACGCAUCGACGACGUCGGUGAUCAUCAACACCUUCACGACCGGUGGUCUGUACACGGCACGCGUCGCCGGAUUAACGCGCGAAGGUCUCGGCCCGUUUUCCGCACCGACCGUUUUAAACAUGGAUCCGGGACAACUCGCACAGUUGCCACCGCGAACAGAUCCGAGUCAAGGGAGUGCUUCGGUCGUCGGUGAAACUUGGUUUUUAAUUUUGAUGAUAGCGGUUGCGUUGACCGUUAUCGCCACCUUGCUGGGUGCUUUUUACGUACGACGGAGACAAACGAUGAGCAAACAACUCGGACAUUUGAACGUUCCCGUUGGUACAGCCAACGACAUUUGUCAAUUGAACAAAGACACUCUGUGGCUGGAACGCGGAUGGAGACCGAGCAAUACUCUUCAGGCUUCCGCCACCGACAAAGACUGCGAGACGAAGCUUCUUAGCAAUCAGAAUCAAAUCGGACUGCCACCCGGAAUCGUCGGAAUGACGGGCUCGGAAUACGCCGAAGUAAAUUUAACGACCUUUUAUAACACGAGAAAACAACUGCAGGCUCCGCCGGAGCCCUAUGCCACGACCACGCUUUGUAUGCCGACCCGUAGUCCGGACUCGAUAGAAACUAGCGGCCGAAAGUCCAAUUCGAGCGAUUCCUGUCUCAAGCCUGACUACUCGAGUUUGGAUUCCAAUUUGGACCGAAACAAAUCGACCGUUUCCCCGUGCAGCGACAACGCCAGCAGUGUUUACAAUGCGGACGAUACCGCGGAACCGCACAGAAGAACUCAUCAGUACAGAAUGCCGUUACCCAGUGAAAAUCAACCACCGAAUUGGUGCGAUAUGAUACCGCCCCCGCCAGAGCAUCCAUCCUCGUUCGAAGGAUCGCUUGGUUCGGUCAGAACGCAUUCGCAUUCCCAUCAGCAUCAACACCAACACCAACCUCAACAUCAAUACCAGUACCACCACCACCAUCACCAUCAUCAUCAUCAACAACAACAACAGCAACAACAACAACAGCAGCAGCAGCAGCAGCUUCAAUAUCAGUACCAACAUCAACACCAUUACCAGCAACAGCAACAGCAACAGCAACCACAACAAUCGCAACAAUCGCAACAAUCGCAACAAUCGCAACAAUCGCAACAAUAUCAAACUGCAUUUAGCCCGCAUCUAGGGAAAAGAAGCAUCAACAGACAAAACGAUUUAGACCUGAUGACCGGUUCUGGAUUAGCUUUGGGACUAGGUUUGGGUUUAAGUUCCAAUUCGGGUUCCGGAUCUGGUUCUGGUUCUGGGUCUGGGUCUGGGUCUGGGUCUGGGUCUGGGUCUGGGUCCGGUUCCGGAUCAGGUUGCGGCUCUGGUCCCGGAUCGGGUAAUUCUCAAAGUCCACCGAGUCCACCUGUUAGAACAGCAAACAAUUUAGGAGGCUCGGGAACAGUUUGGAACGGUUCGAGUCAGCAACAGCAACAACCGUUCGACGGUUCCGUUCAACAAACCGGUAACGUUCAUCCACAAAGCAGAUAUACCAGUUUACCGCCGCAAACGAAUCCGCCGCCGACGUUGCCAGCCCUUCCGCAAGGAUUCGAUCGUUACGAGUACAAGACUAAUCAAGAAAAUGAAUACGAGAGCGGUUCCCUUUUGUACGCCCAACGGAACGGCUCGCCGUUGGAAGACUACGAUUCCACGUAUUGUCGCGUGAACCGAACCGAUUCUCGUUCCGAACAAUCGAUCGCGAACGAGGAUAUCUAUCGACGAACCGAUCAAGACGCCUAUCCACCGGAGAACCUUUAUCAGCCCGAGAACGAGGAUUGGGAUAGAAAGUCCUGCGAUUCGAACGCGCACUCGGACAUUUGUUGCUCCUGUUCCGAGUCUAGUUGCCUUUACGAAAACGCGCUCGAGUACAACGAUCAAUUUACUUCGACGUCGGCAAAUUGUUUACACGACAAAGCCGGCUCUCGAAGCAGAAGCGGUAGAAGUCCACGCAGAAGAAAUGCUAGAACCUCGUCGCCCACUUACAGCAGCGGCGAUAGCAAUUACUCUUGUAUUCCCACCAGACAAUCCGGAAGUAUCAGCUCGCAAGAAAGGUUGAGGCAUAACCGCGGUAAAGACAAAGUGCCUAGCUUCUCGAGAAUCGCCGGCUAUCCUCAACAUAAUUCCACGGGAUCGAAUACCGUCAGCAGUGCCGGCAGUCAAAGGUACAACAAGCUAAACAAUGUCUUCGUAGGUGGUGGCAACUCGAGUACUCCAGCAGAGUGUAGUCGGCCGGCCGACCUUCGCGAUGGCUGAUAUCACGUGUUCUCAAAGCGGAGAAUCGCUGCUGAACAACCUCUAACGUCGAAAUAAUUUACUUCGAUCGCAACGAAUAGAGUCGUUUUGUUGCGAUACUCGAAUAUCGCGGACGCGUGUACUACAAAGUACCUAUCGAUCGCGUCCUCGACAUCUUCAACGUUGAACCGUUGACCUCGGUACCACCAUCCGAUUCCAUUUCGAUUCCCAUUUCUUUCGUCUCUCCUUUCCGACACACUUUCAAACCUUCUAUUCACAAUUUUAUCUUUUUCGCUAACCCCCUUGCCCCCUUGCCCCCUUGCCCCCUUCCCCCCUUCCUAUUGUGCUUUUGUUUCUUUUUUUUCCUUCGGUUAAGACUUUAAUCGGUCGAUUCGCACCACCCCCUAUCACGAUCAUACGAUAAAAGAUUCUUUUCUUUUACUCGGCACACUCACUGCCCUCCCCCCUCGAAUAAAAAGGAUACAAGGAUAGAGAUAAAAGAGAAGAGUGCGCGAAAGUCGGGAAGCGAGAAUGUUUUAAACGAUGGACCGUACGAACAAAAUGUGUGGGUUUAAAAACAUUGGAAACAUCCAAGUGUAGAUAGUUUUUUGCCAACGAGUUUUCAAUUAUAGGUGAUCUGCGUGGACGUGCGCUAGUUAGAGCUUCGAUCCAACGUGACAUUUAUUUUUCAAUAGAUUAUGCGUUCUCGCCACCAAGUUCCGUACAUAUAUUGCUUUUUAACGAUAUAACGUUCCUAAACUUUAAGGAAAAGUCUCAAUGUGUUUAUCGCGAAACAGAGAGAGAGAGAGAGAGAGAGAGAGAGAGAGAGAGAGAGAGAGAGAGAGAGAGAGAGAGAGAGAGAGAGAGAAACAAUUGACGCGCGAAUCUCCUAAAACGCGCCUCUUUAUAACGAUACGUGCGAUCGACUAUACACGUAAGUAGUAUUAACAUCGUAUCGAACAAUGUUUUACAAGCUGUACGCGCAGUGUUCUUUCUGUCGAGUUUAAGUAGCCGUAACCGCUGAUUUACGUCUUUUGGCGCGAACCUCGCAAAUAUGUACUACCAGACCCGCCCGCCCUCCCUUUCCUCGACUUCGAUUCGAUUCGAUUCGUUUCAUCGUAACGAAACGUCGAAUGACGGGCAAAUGUUCAUUUUUUUACGAUAGCCAACGCCAACGGAAUUACGGCAGCUUAACGAGAUACGCACACGGAUAAAGGUUCGAGUAAUUUCGAAAUCGUAUGAAAAUUGAACCUGAUCGAACGUAGAAUCUUUAAAUCACUAAGUGUGUUCUCGAUGUAGCGAGACGACGAGUUCUCGAGCCAAGAAUCAAUCCCACCAGCGAACGAUACGCGAACGAAGUAAACGGGAUGACAACAACAAGUUAAGCAACAAGCAAGUCGAGUCAACGACACUCGCCGCUAUAAUCGCUAUAAUCGCUCAAAUUUCUUGUAAUUAGUGGAAAACGUUUUAAAGAAGAAAAGGAAAGCGACAGGGAUAAUUGCCUGGUUAGAUGUCGUUACUACAUAUUUAGCGAAACAGUAGUUGGUUAUCGAUGUGGUUAGGCGUGAAACGACGCGACUGACGGACGUCGAAAACACUGCCGGGAGGGAAUUAUCGAUUCCGAAAUAUUUCGUCAAAGAAUAUAAAGAUAAAUGAAACUGUAAAUCAGCCACGAGUGUAAAAGUUCGAAGAAGAUAAAUUAAACAAAAUGAAGAAAUUUUCAUGAAUCCGUAGCGUGUAUAGAUACAAGUGUAAUCCAUCCAGACGGGCGAGAAGUGAAAAAUUUAAUUAAUUGAUAAGGGAGUUCGGUUUUGUAGCGUGUUUAGACUAGAACUCGAUUCGGUCAACUAUAGCCACGUAGAACAUACAUAUAUAUAUAUAUAUAUAUAUAUAUAUAUAUAUAUAUAUAUAUAUAUAUAUUUUAAGUAACAUUCACCGUAACAAUAUCCCAACUAUCUCUCCAUAUAUUAUACAUACAUAGGUCUAUAUUUCGACUGUACGCUGAAUUUGCCAAACUUCGUUCAACAUUAAUGACGUAAGUGGCCGUUAGAGAAAUACCUAUACAUAUAUGUAGGUUCUUCGGGAGAGUGAACGCCCCUAAAUCUGUACAUAGAGAGUUGCACUUCUUCAUUCUUCAUGGUAUGGAAGAACGGUAUGAAUCGAUAGUAGUUACAUACUUAGGUACUGAAAAUAAUCCGUUCGAGGUCGAGAGCUCACGGUAUUUUCGUUACGCGAGAGAACGAACCUUCGUCACUUUACGCCGAACCAUCCUACUAAUUUGCGAGAAAAAAGUAAUACGUUAUUUUUAUAGUUUAUCAUCCUCGCACAAUUCUUACGAUGGUUCGCGGCGCCAUUUGUAUCAUAUAACGCGUAACGUCGUAAUUCCUCCAGGUUUAACAGAAAUAAAACGCCGCGUAAGCAUUUAUUUACGCGAUAGUUCUUUUCCCAUAU
Colletes gigas is the source of this 8365-nucleotide messenger RNA. RefSeq names its product roundabout homolog 2-like. The record is from RefSeq and is a predicted model, not a curated record. The transcript is spliced from 10 exons. Gene Ontology annotation, biological process: Roundabout signaling pathway; cell-cell adhesion; axon guidance. Lineage: Eukaryota; Metazoa; Arthropoda; Insecta; Hymenoptera; Colletidae. The coding region runs from base 1316 to 5935 and encodes 1539 amino acids. Gene Ontology annotation, molecular function: axon guidance receptor activity; protein binding. Gene Ontology annotation, cellular component: plasma membrane; axon.